CAUUUCAGAUAAUACUUACAGCACUUUUAAAAAGCCAGUGUUCCAUCUAUUUCCGUAUAACACAAAGGCUGCAAAAGACAUCAUGAAAUGUUAUUCUUAGUGUUUUUUAUUACUGCUUUUGUGGCAGUAAUAAGUGACGACUUAGUAGGAGUGUCUUAUUCUUUUGACGAACACUAUUUAGAUGUUUUUAGUGACAGACAAUGUGUGAAUACAACUCGAUGGAGUUUAGUGACUUAUGAAUAUUUGAAGCUAGUGCCGCCAUACGAAGCAAGAUCUAAAGCAAUUCGUGCUCUAAGAAAUAGCUGCACUGCAACAUUUCCUAUUUCAUUCCUUGAAGGAACCCUAGAAGUUACCGUUUACCUUAGAACAAUAUCGCAAUACAGUGGAAUAACUGUGUCUGUGUUUGAUGAUCGAGACGAAGUUAUAACGUCGGUCAGGUAUCAACGGUCGAACAAGAAAUUUGUGCCAGGUUGGGUCGACGUUGUGGUGCCUAUCAAAGAGCAUACAAUAGGCUAUGUGCAAAUAUCUGGAAAAAGCCUUACCAGUGAAUUAGUAAUCGUCGACUCCCUGCGAUACAUGCCUGGUAACUUAACAUAUUCUCAAAGCGACAUAAAGGAUCAAAGAGUCACAAGUGACCUAUUAAGAAAUACACCAUAUACAAAUAUGCAAGAGUUAAGUAGUCCUGAUGAAUUCAUUUUCGCUUUUGAAGAAAUAGAUACAGACGGUGAUACAGACGACAUAGAUGGGUCAGGAGACCCGCCUGGUACUGAGGAUAAUACUGAAGGUACAGAAGUAGGCACCGAAGAUCCAGGUAUAGAUACCGGCACUGAAGAACCAGAGGACCUGGAAAAUUCAGAAGAUAGUAAUUUCUGGAAUGCUUUUACUAUUACAUUUGUGUCAGUAGGUGCAUUUACAGUAGUAGGGGUGAUAGGAGUUGGCGCGUAUUACUUAGGGAAGAGCAAGGGUGUUAGCCACAACUUUCCACUAGAUUUAGAAACCCAGGAAGCUCCCAGUAUUAUUCCUCGAGCGAGAAGCGUUUUCUCAGAUGUGCCGUAUGAUAGAUAA
This is a messenger RNA of Cydia amplana, 1065 nucleotides long. RefSeq lists its product as uncharacterized. NCBI's taxonomy places the organism in Eukaryota, Metazoa, Arthropoda, Insecta, Lepidoptera, Tortricidae. The record is from RefSeq and is a predicted model, not a curated record. The transcript has 2 exons. The coding region runs from base 88 to 1065 and encodes 325 amino acids.